AGAUUCUCGUCAAUUUUCCAGUCGAAUGCCUUACAUACAUCUUCGUAGUAACGUGUCAUGUUUCCGCGUUUUAUUAUAUCGAGUAAUUCAGUUUUUAAGUUCUCAUCAUUUUGGUAUUUUGGCAGAGUUAAUUUAAAUCGGAUUUUGAUAAAGAAUAUAUGCUCAGGGGUUCUGUGACACAAUUCUGAAUUACUCAUGACUUUUAUUUUUACUCAUUAGUCUAACGAAUAUCAUACGAUCUUUGGAUGCCAGUCUUUUGUUUUUCGAUUUAUGUUCGCUUAUCAUUAGAUGUAAAACAAUUUGAAUUAUUAAUAUAUUUUGCAUAAUGUAUUUCGAUAGAUAUAUCAACCAAUCAGCGUGUGCUAUUCAAAUAAAGAAAUGGCGCAUUUUCGUUACUCGCAACCAGCAUUGAUCAAAUGAGCGCCAAAACCUGUGUAGAUUCUAACCUUUUAGAUAACUUUUUAAAGUUUAUCAUACAAGUUUGAAUUAUAAACUAUGACAGAGAAACCUACUCAAACCACCAAUUUACCAUGGGUGGAAAAGUAUCGACCGAAAAAAUUAGAUGAUUUGAUAUCUCACGAGGAAAUCAUAAAAACUAUAAAUAAAUUCAUUGAUGAAAAUCAGCUUCCCCAUCUCCUUUUUUAUGGACCUCCUGGUACAGGGAAAACAAGUACAAUACUUGCUUGUGCACGUAAAUUAUAUACACCAGCCCAAUUUAAUUCAAUGGUAUUAGAAAUGAAUGCUUCAGAUGAUAGAGGUAUUGGUAUAGUUAGAGGACAGAUCCUUAGCUUUGCAAGUACAGGCACAAUGUACAGAUCUGGUUUUAAAUUAAUCAUCCUUGAUGAAGCUGAUGCUAUGACAAAGGAUGCCCAGAAUGCUCUUAGGAGAAUAAUAGAGAAGUACACAGACAAUGUAAGGUUUUGUAUUAUAUGUAAUUAUCUCAGUCAAAUUAUCCCUGCCCUUCAGUCUCGGUGCACUAAAUUUAGGUUUGGCCCUUUGUCUACAGACCAAAUUUUACCAAGGCUAGAUGCCAUUAUUAAAGAAGAGAAUUUAAAUGUUUCGGAGGAUGGAAAACAAGCAUUGAUAACAUUGAGUGGAGGAGAUAUGAGGAAAGUUUUGAAUGUCCUCCAAAGUACUUCGCUUGCUUUCAGUGCAGUUACAGAAGAAAAUGUUUAUUCUUGUGUAGGACAUCCUCUUCCAAUUGAUAUAAAAAAUAUCAUCAAUUGGUUGUUGAAUGAAUCAUAUGAAUUAUGUUAUUGUAAAAUACAAGACAUAAAACUAAAGAAAGGACUGGCAUUGCAGGAUAUAUUAACAGAACUGCAUCUAUUUGUAAAUAAAAUCGAAUUUCCAGAUUCCGUACUUAUCGAUUUGGUAAUUAAACUAGCCGAAAUAGAGAAAAGAGUAUCUAUUGGUUGUAGUGAAGCGGUACAAUUAAAUGCCCUCGUUUCAGCAUUUCAAAGAGCUCGCGAUAUCGAGAUUUCUUAGUGCGUACAACAUUUGAGGAUCGAAUUCUAUGAAUUGAGGUAAUAUCGAAUUUGAAGCACUAUAUGUUCGUAUGAAGAAUUUUAGAAUAAUACUUAAUUCGGUAAGAAUGUAUUGUUUACGAUUGUUACUAUGUAUAAUAAAGAAAAGAUCGAGAUUUUUAGAAAACCAUA
Messenger RNA from Bombus terrestris (buff-tailed bumblebee), 1655 nucleotides. It is a transcript of the gene RfC3, whose product is annotated as replication factor C subunit 5. Gene Ontology annotation, biological process: DNA-templated DNA replication; DNA repair. Gene Ontology annotation, cellular component: nucleus; DNA replication factor C complex. NCBI's taxonomy places the organism in Eukaryota, Metazoa, Arthropoda, Insecta, Hymenoptera, Apidae. The record is from RefSeq and is a predicted model, not a curated record. The transcript has 8 exons. Gene Ontology annotation, molecular function: DNA binding; ATP binding; ATP hydrolysis activity. Bases 496 to 1485 code for a protein of 329 amino acids.